GAAUCUAUGGCAGAAUUUUCCCAAACAACACUUUUGGGGCUGCUCUUAUCGGUUAGCGGUUAGCAAGCUCUGGCUUCAUAAAUAACUAAUCAAAUGAUAGUACAGUUAGGGUUGGCCUCACUCUUGAACUGACAGUUUUAUGCUACAAAAUGGAAUACCUGCUUCAGGUGAAAAUAGGCGCUCUGAUCGGUUUAUUGCUCUUAACUCUUCUUUUUGGAUUUAUCCCUGCUCGAGUCAAAUGGUUCAGAGACACAAACGGGUCAGAAAUCCACCGCACAGUUCUGAGUCUGAUCAGCUGUUUUGCCGGAGGGGUUUUCCUGGCAGCAUGUCUGCUCGACAUUAUUCCAGAUUAUCUGUCAGACAUCAACACUGAGCUGGAAGCUCGGAAGGUGGAGAUCAGUUUCCCCGUUCCAGAGUUCAUCAUGGCUGCCGGCUUCUUCAUGGUCCUCAUACUGGAGAGGAUUGUCCUGAACUGUCGGGAGAUGAGAGGGGCUCAGGAGGAGAGGGCACCCCUUAUACCGGACAACAACAGGCAUGGACACAGCCAUGGAACAGGUCCAGAUCUGGAGAGCAGCGGCCACCACGUCCAUGUUGACUUUCAGGCUCACUCCCCCUUUCGCUCCUUCAUGCUCUUCCUCUCUCUCUCGCUCCACUCGGUUUUUGAAGGUCUUGCUAUCGGCCUGCAGAGCACGGACUCAAAGGUAUUAGAGAUCUGCAUCGCUAUACUUGUCCACAAGAGCAUCAUAGUGUUCAGCCUGUCUGUGAAGCUGGUCCAGAGCGCAGUUCGUCCAUUAUGGGUGGCUGCUUACAUCGGAGUGUUCGCCAUGAUGUCGCCUAUAGGAAUCGGCAUUGGCAUCAGUGUGAUGGAGGCUCAUCUAGCGGCUGGAGCACUCAUCCAGGCCAUCCUGGAGGGGCUUGCCGCAGGGACGUUUAUUUACAUCACCUUUCUAGAGAUCCUCCCACAUGAGCUCAACUCCCCCGGGAAGCAGCUUCUCAAGGUGCUCUUCAUCCUGCUGGGCUUCAGCGUCAUGGCAUCUCUGACAUUUCUGGGCUGAGACUGAGAACAGACUGUAUUUCAGCUGUCAGUAUGUGACCUGGACACUUUGUGGCAACUUCUGCAGCUCACACAAACGUGUGUACAGAAAGACAAACUGUCUUUAUUAGAAAAGAAGACGUAGGUUUACAACCGCCCACCUCUGGAGUUUUUAAUGUCAAACGGAGCAACAGAUGUUGGUGUGUUUUAUUGCUUACAAUAUACUUUUAAAACCAUUUUUGUAUAUAUCAUUUCUUUUUAAGAGGAUUUUAUGUAAAGAGGAACCACUCACUGCAAUGAUACGUUUGUUGAAAGACUAAGAGAAGCACAGUGGAAAUAAGUGGCAUAUCACUGAGUGCCCUCAUUUGUCACUGGCCAUGUUUUUCAAACAUGGUUUGGACCUGCAAACAAAACGGAGCAUCUGACCUUUGACACUGUUGAGGAAAUCACUGAAAACAAAGGGCCAUGUUGUAUGUAAAUGAUAACUUGUCAUUAAUUAAAUCAGUAUAUCAGUACCACCAGAUCUUUAAGGUUUACGUUUUAGAUGUAGUUUGCAGCAUCAGGCUGCUGUCACUUGUCAUUGCAAACUGGAAUAUCAACACUUCAUACAUUUUUCCAGUAAACUAGUGUAUAUGUAAACUGACUUCCUGAUGCCUUGAGAAUCUGUAUGCCAAAAUACUGUUUGCACUUUUCCAAUAAAGAAGCAGGGAUUACCUCCACAAAUGAGCAAGGCUAAAAUGUAAUCAGCUUUUAACAACACGCUAUUUAAAAAAAGCUGAUCCCUAUUAUUUACAUUAUGUUGACUCACUUAAGUCCAUUCUGUUUUGCCACUCUGCUGCUUUAUUAACUUUCUCAAUGUAGAGUGCUUUUAAUUCUCUAUUUUGAUUGGACAAAAAUGAAGCUUUAAAUAUCAGCACAAAGAGAAGUGCAAGAUAAAGAAUGAAUUCUGCAAACAGAUACCUAUGGUAUUUCACUAGAGUACAUGCUUGUAUUUGUGUCAAGAAAUUAACAUUGGGUACGUUAUUUCAGUGUUAGUAGAGUAAGUGAAAAACAACAUUUUAAAAACAGCGUAGCACGCGAACUCCAGCAUGUCUGUGCUUUCAGCCUGCUUACACUCAAAGUCAACAAGUAUAUUAAGUCAAAUUAUUGUAAACUGUAUUGUUUAGUCACACUUCCUGUUUUAGUCAUCUGGUAGUCAGAUGGUAGAACAAAGAGCAGGAAGUUGGACGAUAUUGAUUUAUCCACAUACAGCAAGAAAUAAGUUGUGUAAAUGCGAUCAAAUGUGUCAAGUCUCAAAUUUACUUUUUUUUCUCCAUUAGAAGUCAUCUGAUCAAGACUAAUGAAACUGUUCCCCAAAAGGAAAGCUACUCCUUGUUAAUGUGACUUUUGUCAGAAUACCAAGUGGUGCAUUAUAAUGUGUAAAAAAUAACUUGUUUGUACGGUUCAAAAACAUCAACUGUCUUUUUGUAAGCACCUAUGUUAUUUUGUGCCUUAUGAUUGUUAAUCUCAUGAGAAAAAACGAUUUUGGUGUCUGUUGUGUAAACUUGAUCAAAGUAAAGAUAAAAGAGGAAUUGUC
Sander lucioperca (pikeperch) is the source of this 2609-nucleotide messenger RNA. It is a transcript of the gene slc39a1, whose product is annotated as solute carrier family 39 member 1. Gene Ontology annotation, molecular function: zinc ion transmembrane transporter activity. The record is from RefSeq and is a predicted model, not a curated record. The transcript has 4 exons. NCBI's taxonomy places the organism in Eukaryota, Metazoa, Chordata, Actinopteri, Perciformes, Percidae. Gene Ontology annotation, cellular component: plasma membrane. Gene Ontology annotation, biological process: zinc ion transmembrane transport. Bases 150 to 1055 code for a protein of 301 amino acids.